CCGGGUAGUGUGUGUUUUCAAUCGAUGUCACUCACUUGGUGAUUGGAGAAGCACAAUCGACUCGUCUGUCAAACAUUCAUUUCCACAAAAUGUCAACACUCAGCAUGCCGAUGCAUACUCUUAAAAACAAACUAAUGGACGGGAUUACCACGGCGGUUUCGGAGUUCUUUCGAGACGUGGAGAAGAUGGAGAAAAGUUACCAAGAGGAGAUCCGUGGUCUGCGCUCCCUCCUGAACAACGCGACUAAUCCAGAGAUGCGAGUACCCGCCAAAGAUAAAAAAAGAUUACCUCCUACUGUCAGCGAGCAAACACCUGAGCGAGAUUCAGCGGAGCCGCUAGCCAAAAUGCCAAAAAUGGAGCCAACGGAGCAAUUUGAUUCAUCCGAGCCACUGGUUAUUAAAGAGGAACCUAACGAAGCUUUGCCGCCAACCGCUAAUAUUCCUAAAGAGGAGCAAGCAGAAAUAUCUACGUCAUUGCCUGAAAUGUUGGACAUCAAAGUAUCUGAGCCGUAUACGCUGGAACCACUGGCUGAUGUUGUACCUAACGUGGCCAACAUGGAGGUAUCUACACCAGUGGAUGACGUACAAGACGGCUCUGAGAUCUCCAUUUCCGAGCCGCAGAACAUACCAAAAAGGCAGCAAAUUGGAUGUGAUAAAAUCUUGGCACCAGAAGAAGAAAUGAGUACUGAGAAUACCAGUACCGUUGAGUGUCUUGAACGUGACAGCAACGAGGUGGACACCGGAAGGCGUGACACCAACACCCCACUACAGGAUAUGGCUUUUGGAAACCUCAACACCGACUCGGAAUGUCCUCUGCCAAGCAGCAUCGAGGGAAUCUUGAACAAAGAUCUAGGAUCUCUGGAGCCUCCAAAAAAUCCAUCCAAAAAGCUAACAGAAGACACGCUACAGAAGACCAUCCUAGAAUUUCCGAGGAUGAGGCCCUACAAGCCUUGCAGCGUUGUUACCGGCCCGCCGGGUCGCCGUCCUUUUCUGACCAGACUUUUCCAAGCCUGCAAGGACUUCCCAGAAGACAAGCAACCUCUGAUUACCAAAGUUGUUACCCAAGAUGAUUUUGAAUUAAUGCAAACGGCUCUCGGUAAUGUACCCAAAGGUCCUGGCUGGCACUGCCAAUCAUCCAGAGAGGCCUUUACGUAUCACAACGAUGCUCCUCCGUUCCCAUCGCUGCCCCAGAAACAGAGCGACCAAAAGCUUCUGGUACUCAAGAUGGUCAACAAAAGUUGUUCUCACACAUCAAAGGAGGAAGAGGAGGUGAAGAGUCAAGCGCUCCGAGAGUACUGCCGCAGUAUGUGUGUCAACUGGUCGCCGUGCGGUAAUGUUGUCCACCCGAAUACUCCAUGGCUGGGGGCGCUGCCGCACGGCAUGGUGUACGACCCCAAGGAGGAUCCCAGCUUCGGACUGGUCCACGUCAGCUGCUCCGGCCUCCAGAGCUUCAUGGCCUGCCGCUUUUUGAGUUCCGAGAACGGCGUGGUGCGCCUGAAAAGCAACGCCCCCCACUACACGCACAUCCAGGGGGAGCUGAUGGUGACGGGCAUGGCGUGGUGUGACCUGGUGGUGGUCGCCAAGGACGACGUACUGGUUCAGAGAAUUUACCGGGAUGGAAGCACCGUUGACUGGGUGAGGAAAAAAUUGGCUGUUUUUUAUUUUAAUUACUUUCUGCCACGUAUUACAGAAAAUGGAAAAUGAAAAAAAUAUAUAUUUUUAAUUUUUCAUUCACUUAUAAUGGAAUGGUUUGUAUGUAAUGAGUGCCUUGGUUCGAGUCCCUGCUUCGGCAUCUCUGUGUGGAGUUUGCAUGUUUUCCCAGUGCGUGCAGUUUUUCUCCGGGUACUCCGGUUUCCUCCCGCAUUCCAGUCCAGGGUGUCCAGGAUGUAGCCCGCCUCUUGCCUGAAGUCGGCUGGGAUAGGCUCCAGCGUACCCCAGCGACCCUAAUGAGGAUAAGCGAUAUAAAAAAAGGGAUGUAUGGAUUUUUGUUCGAUAUGCUCAACAAUAGCUUUUUAUUUUAGCAAUAUUACAGCUCUUCUUUCAACACAUUAUGCAUAUUUUGCUAUAAUGCCAUUGAAUGUUUCACAAAUAAACACUACGAAAAAUAAAACAAAUAUUGAAAUAUGUAAUGAAAGAUAUAGAAAAUGUGUUUCAACAAAAUCAUUAAAAUAUCCUGACCAAUUGAAGGAAGAUGCGUUUACUUCCCCUUGGCAUUACCGCCAUAACAAAGCUAUUGAAACUAUUCACGAUAUCAGACACCCAAAGCGCUUCAUAGUGAUGGUAAUCUAUAUCUGUAGCCACAGCUGCACUGGAGUACUAUACUGAUGGACGGAAAUGUUUGCACUAAAACUUAAUUUAAUAUCUUGUAUGUAAAGAAAAAGUAACAUAUGCUAAUUAUUUGAACCAUAUUACAGCCCAAUGGUUAAAUAUGUAAACAGUCGUCAACUGGAUGAGUUUGUAGCUUUACAGUAAUCAGUAUUUAAGUGACACUAGGUGUUUUUUUUCUUCUUCAUGCAAGAUUUCAGACGUUUUUCAUUUCAUGUUUUCAUACACUGUCGACUAUUUGUUUGUAUUUGUUUGCCUUUUCUGACCUAAAGUAUUCUUUUUUUUAUUUUGUUAUAAACAUAACAUUGAUCAAGCACCUGGAAGGACGUAUGAAACGUUACUGUAACCUAUGUUUUUGUCUUCUAUGGUGCAAAGAACAACACAUAUUUUUGAUUUUUGUUUCUUUAUAGCUAUUUUUUUUUAGCACCGUGUGUCAUAUUUAGCUGUCACCUAUUGUUCGGUAAUUUCACUCCAUAACCGUUGACGUUGGGAAGACAUGAAUUAAUUAUUUUGUAUGAUAUUCAAAUUAUGUUUUUUUUCCAUUUUGCUGUUCUUGUGAUGUGCAGCUGUUUAUGUUCAAAUAGGGAAUCAAAUACUGGCUUUGCACAAUCCUUA
Messenger RNA from Doryrhamphus excisus (bluestripe pipefish), 2939 nucleotides. RefSeq lists its product as uncharacterized. Lineage: Eukaryota; Metazoa; Chordata; Actinopteri; Syngnathiformes; Syngnathidae. The record is from RefSeq and is a predicted model, not a curated record.